Messenger RNA from Seriola aureovittata, 1853 nucleotides. RefSeq lists its product as uncharacterized. The transcript has 19 exons. Bases 93 to 1814 code for a protein of 573 amino acids. NCBI's taxonomy places the organism in Eukaryota, Metazoa, Chordata, Actinopteri, Carangiformes, Carangidae. The record is from RefSeq and is a predicted model, not a curated record. Gene Ontology annotation, molecular function: carbohydrate binding.
AGAUGGUCCAAGAUCCAAAUGAAUAAAUACUGGAGUGUGUCUGUUCCCACCAUCAGUCUCACUGGUCACCUACCACUGGGUCCUGUAAAGCCAUGCUCUGCAUCAGCACCACACUCUUCCUGGCAGCAACCUGCCUGCUUGCAAGUGCAGAUUUCCCCACAGAGACAGCUACCACCUGCGAGGGCUACAACAUCCAUCGGCUGAGCUGUGCAGGUUUAGGAGUGAUCAGUGUUCAGACGGCGCUGUACGGACGUAAAGACAGGGUGAUCUGCAGUGAGGGAAUGUCUACAUCUAAGACUGAAAACUUAUACUGCUCUCUGGACGGCGUGUUGGACAUCAUCAAGAAAAGGUGUGAUGGAAAAACGUUGUGUGAAAUGAACUCAAAUGCCUUCACACCUGAUCCCUGCAGGGGCACCUAUAAAUACCUGCAGACCACGUACACCUGCCUCCCAUCAACUACCCAUGUGGUAUGUGAGAACUCUUUGGCACACCUGAACUGUGCUGCAGGGCAGGUUAUAAGCGUCUACGGUGCUGAUUAUGGACGCCACGACCGGACCACAUGCAUCUACAAACUGUCUGAAUCUAAGAUCCAAAAUACUGACUGCUAUAACCCCACCAACAUAGUUGCUGAGAGCUGUAACGGGAAAAACAGCUGUACUAUCAGAGCAAGCAACUCUGUGUUUGGAGACCCCUGUUCCGGCACUUACAAGUACCUGGAGGUGUCUUACACUUGUGAAUAUCCUGUGACCAUUAUGAUAGAGUCUUGGGUACUGGGAGGUGGGAGUGGCAAAGGGUCGUCAGUACCUGGGCUCAUCAGCACACCUGGCACACCUGGUUCCUGUGCGCUGAUUCACCUCAAAGAUAAAGGGCAUAUCCUUCAAGGAAGGAAAUGUCAGAAAAGUGACUGCUUGUUUGGAAAGAGACGUGAAUGCAGGUUUUUGUUGUCAGACUGGAAAAAUCAUCACGAUCACCAAACAUUGAGCCAAUUGCGUGAGAUCAGGCUGUUGCAGGUUGUUUGGCAGGUAGAGCGAAGACAGUUCCUCAUCAAGCAGAAUAAAUACAGGUGUGACCGACCCAGCCUCCAUCAGUCCCACUGCUCACCUGAGACGGGAUCUUCUGAAACCAUGCUCCGCUUCAGCCUCAGCGCCGCACUGUUGCUGGCAGCAACAUGUCUGUUCAUGACGGCAGUUUCUACAGAGAGAGUUCUCACUUGUGACAGCAACAACAACGUCCAACACCUGAGCUGUGAUUUCGGGGUGAUCAGUGUGCAGGCAGCUCUGUAUGGACGUGCAGACAAUGAGACCUGCAGUGAAUGGAUAACUGAGGAACAGCUCGAUACACAGUGCUCUCAGAACGGCACCACAGACGUCCUCAGGAGGAGGUGUGAUGGUAAGAAGGUGUGUGAGAUCAACGCAAAUGUCAUCGGUACCUCUGACCCCUGCUUUGGCGUCCACAAAUACCUGGAGACCAUCUACACCUGCUUCCCAGCAAUUCACGUGGUUGCAUGUGAGCGCUCUCUGGCACAUCUGUUUUGUGAUGUGGGGCAGGUUAUAUUUGUCCUCGGAGCUGACUAUGGACGCCGUGACCAGGCUACCUGCUCUUUCAGACGGCCUGAACGUCAGAUCCAAAACGUUGACUGUUCAAGACCCACUAGCCAAGUUGCUGACAGCUGUAACGGGAAAAACAGCUGCACUAUCAGAGCAAACAACUCUGUGUUUGGAGACCCCUGCAUAGGCACUUACAAGUACCUGGAGGUGUCUUAUGUGUGUGACUAUCCUGCGCUCGCUCCUGAGGAGCCUGUGGAAACACACUGACGCUACAGUCAUAUCACAAUAAACAUGCAUUGAAUGAAA